Scaptodrosophila lebanonensis is the source of this 6155-nucleotide messenger RNA. RefSeq names its product nuclear pore complex protein Nup205 (gene Nup205). Gene Ontology annotation, biological process: nuclear pore organization. NCBI's taxonomy places the organism in Eukaryota, Metazoa, Arthropoda, Insecta, Diptera, Drosophilidae. Bases 90 to 6032 code for a protein of 1980 amino acids. Gene Ontology annotation, molecular function: structural constituent of nuclear pore. Gene Ontology annotation, cellular component: nuclear pore; nuclear pore inner ring. The record is from RefSeq and is a predicted model, not a curated record. The transcript has 12 exons.
GGUAGACUUAAGCGUUUGCGAAAGUUGCCGCUUUAAUUUGGCUUGUUCGUUUAAUUGCAAAUAGCGUUAUAGCGUAUUUAUCAAGCAAUAUGGACGAUUUGGCUGAGGACAUGUGGACGCCGUACAAGAACUUGUAUAGCAUAUUUCAACUGGCGCUCACAAAUCCUAAUACUGUUGUCACUGACUUGGAACUAUGUCUUAAGAAGUACAAGCAAAAUUUCACAAAUUUUCUUCGAAAUCCGCCAAAGAACGAGAAAAGCCGGGAGCAAUUGCGGACGGCACUAUCAGAAGGCGUAGCGCUAUCUGGUCAGGCGCGGAAAAUAGUCUUAUCACAGGAGUUGGUCGACGAAGCCAUAAUUAUCUCAGAUAUGUUUGACUUGGAUGAAGUCCUUGCACUUGAACUGCUCUGUACCGCACAACGGCAACAGAAGCAUCACCCAGGACUGCCUCGCGGCCUGGUGGCUGUGCUGCUCUACUACGAUGGCCGCAAGGCAAUUAGCUGCGCAUUACGUGACAUGUUUCAGGCCGUCUCCGGUGUUGCGUGGAGUACUGAGCUUCCGAGAGAGAUAACUGCCGUAAUAACCAACUAUUCACAAAACCUCGUCGAGGACUCAAAUAUUUUAGGACGUUUGAUCGAGCUGCUUGAACACAUGGACAUAGAAGAAGAAAGUAAACUACUAACCAAAAACCGCGCCUUUGGGUCCAAAAAGCAUCAAAAUCAGGUGCUCAGAUUAUACGAGGAAAUACGAACGGCCGUAGCCAUGGCUUUGUUUCACUGGUCCGCGCAACGUGGCUUGCCCAAGGCUAUUGCAAUACGACUCCUGCAGCAUCUAGCCUCAUAUAAGCCGAAAGUCGGCUCAAAUAAUAUUGACGAUGUCACUCUAAUCAUUCUUAUGGCACUCCUGUACGGAUACGAUACGUCUGUGCUACUAUUCUCUGACUGCAACAAUCCACAAACGGCCUUCCUACCUAUACUUAGUGAUCCAGAUUUUGCCAAGCGGUUUCACGAGGCUAUUUACGCACAACCGGUUUGGCAAACACCACAACUUAACAGCAUAAUCAAGUACAGCUUUGGUCUGACAUUAGCGAGCCUGCGCCAUGCACCGUCUAGCAUGCAGGAAGCUGCAGCUGGAGUCAUUCAUUUGGACGAGCAGCUGAUUGACGAGGCACUAGAGAGUAAUGUGUUUGGUUUCUUUUACCGUCAGCUGCUUGAAAAGCAGCUUGUGUACAAGAAUGAAUUUAUUUUCCGACGCAUGCAUAUGCUUAUAACGGAUUUUAUUGACUUCAUGCACGCAAAGGUUUCUGAGCUGCGCAACUGUGCCGACGAAAAAGCUCGCAUUGGAGUCAACAACCAGAAUGAGGAUGGUGGGCCGCCACCCAGCAUGGAUGGAAACUUCGAAAUGCUCAUGCUGUGUGUUGCCAAGCUGUACGGAGAUCGACGUGGCGUCAUUAAUUUAUGCAACGACUAUUGGGAGUCGACAAACCCUGUCAACGGCAACUAUGCAAAGAACACCGCACGAGCUGUUUCACUGUUCAAGUUUAUAAGACUGGCUAGUGAGUUGCUCCCGCAGACUCUAUUUAAAUCUUACGUGAAGAUGAUCACCGGUCUGACUCGCACCGAGUUCUCAGCUCGCUGUGCCUUCAAUCUUCUUAAGCAGUCGCAGACCAGCCCUACAACCUAUUCGGUCUCCUGGGACCACUUUUUCACCUCUUUGGGCAACUACUACAAUGACAUGCGUAAUGAUCUUAACACAAGUGUCGGUACAACAGGUGACCCCAUCUUCCGCAACCGCUCUAUGCCAAGGAUUAUUACACAACGGGAAACGGAGCAUCUGGUGGCCGUAGUGGGAAUAAUACGUUCUGUGGCCGAGCACGAUGAGAUUUCGCGCAUUAUGAUAUGUGAAAAUGCUAGCUGGCAGUCACUACAGGUGCUACUGGGUUUGAUAUCCUGUUCUACGGCGCUUGUUCUCAAAGCGGAGAUACUUUUUACACUUGCCGCUCUUAGCAAAUCAAAAGAGACGGCACGUUCGGUUUGGCUUCAGCUGGAAGAGUCCCAAAUCAUCCCUACCAUUCCGGUUAACUUCACAUUUAAUCAAUGCAGCUUGGCCGAUGAAAUCGAUCAAAACGAGGCUCGCCUGGAAACCUUCACGCUUACGCGUGGAAUUUUGGAGCUACUUUACACGCUGAUGACUACCUACAUGCCGAGCAGCCUCGGCGUAGGGCCACGACUGCCCGGCUACGAUGCAUACGUCAAUUUCGUGCUAAAUUCCAUAGUGCUCAAAUUUUAUUUUAGAGCCUAUAAGGACCCAUCAGAGAAGUGGAAAGUGGGCGCCCUAUGCCUGAAGUUAAUUUACUUUCUGGCUGCAUCCUAUAAGCCCAAGGCUUCGGAUUUCGUAGAGUUGCGCGAUGAGAAUCCUUACCCUGGCUUCCACGUAAUGAUGCAGCUGCAGACUAGAUCUAACCUGAUGUGCCUGCUUUUACGCAUUAUCGAAGAGGCCCGCGAGCGACUUGACGACUACAACCAGUUCCAUGGCAAAGAACUGCUCGAGGAGUGCGUGCUUUAUGCUCUGCUUUUGCUCGAGGUGGGGCUGGCCAAAAAGAACGCGUUCUUUGAGGCCCACACAGCUGGAAAUGGUACUGAAAUGCUUACGGGAUUGAAUCGUAUAUUGCUCGAUAUUAAUCCACGGAACAAUCAGCCCGACAACGUGCUUAACAUUAUAAAGUUCGUCACAUACAAUAGCUGGCUGCCGCGUCACACGCUCGCCGCUAUUAAGAUACUGUCUGCAGUGACCAUGCUUCCCAACGUGUCUGGUCAGAUAUUACACAUGUAUGCCCAGGGGUGCACUGAGAAGCUGGAGAUACGUCAGGGUUUCGUGGAAUGUCUGGAGAUGGACGCACGUCAGGCGCAGCAGUACGAGGAUAUAAUGGAACCUCUCACCAUUACUGAGCUCAAUUACGAAGAUGAUGGCGAAAAAGAUUCGGAUUCGGAGCUCGAUCUAGCUAGUCUGAUGCACCGAAAACCGAUGCGAAUAGAACUCCAGAUCAAGGAGGCCAUUGUCGAGCUCUUUAAUAUGAAUCGUAAGCAGUUGCUACCUAACUUUGUUCACUUUCUGUUGGGCAUUGACGUAGUUCGCGACUUCAUGACCUCGGAGAGGCAGCAAUUGGCCAUUGAUAUGACCUGCUCCUGCAUCAACUCCUUAGUGCUUGUGCUCGAACGCCAUCUGGAGCGCCAGACCCAAAACGACGAGUACUGUGAUCACUCCGCCCAUAUUGUAGAACGCAUCUAUAAUUUAUUCUAUGGCCUGUGCAUCAACCGUCGUACCUCGGAGACCGUGUUGCGUUACUUUCGUUUGACCUGCAAUGACUUUCUGGUACGCCAUCUGAGUGCAAUGCCCUUUAGGCAUCAGGAACAGGACAAUGUGCUUUUAGCCAUGAGCCACCUGAUGAAGUGUGUGGCCAUCGAGAUAAAGCUGGCCGCUACGCAUGGUCAAACGACGCGCUACAAUCUACUGUGCGAUAUGAUGCUCGGCGGGGGCGCAGAAACGCAGCGUAAUGCCCCUAGCCUGCCGCUCGAGUGCAACAGCAGUCUACUAACACCGCAGCACAGCCACUAUUUCUAUGGAACCGAUGUACUGCCCGGUUCGCUAACAAAACCUCCACUACAAGAUGCAGCGGUCGGCCUGCAUGUGAACCGAUUGCUUGACUGCCUCACGUUGGCCCCACAAACAGUGAGCGGGCCGCAACUAAACUUCUUUGAUCCACAGCUUUUGAGUCAACUAUUGCAUGAAUGUGAGACUUCGGGUCCGUAUAGUCUGUUUAAUGAACACAAGCUCCACGAGGUUCUGCAUAACGAGCUGCGCUUGGUUCAAAGUACCAUUGCAAGUGGUCAACGCAAGGCCAUCACCGGCGAAAUCAGUUUGCUGAUGCAGCACACAAUGAAGCUGAACAAGGCGCGUACUCAACGGUACGCCACGUGGGAAUUUAUGAAGGCAUGGUGCCAGUUGGUGCAGGUGCUUUUUAGUUGUAUGCCCGAGGCAGUGAUGCCCCUGACCGUGCGAAAACAACACAUCAUCGAUAUUAUCGAGAAGAUAUUGAUGAAGGUGCAGCCUAUGCAGCCCCUAAUUGAAAUAUCUAUUCAGGGAACGGAGGCGGUUCUUCUGCUGGUGGCCAAUCUUCGUUAUUGUUGCUACCAGCUAGAGGACCAAACUGCACUAGAGGAGGACAGCGAUGGUAAUGGGAUCGGCGAUGUUACACACGCUAGAGCAAACACAAGUUCCAGCAACUUACGCUUCAUCCUCAAGCAUAUAGUUGAGUGGAUCAUGGUGAGCGAAGUGAAGUCGCAGAAGCUGCGCAUUAAUCUCUAUAGCUCUCUGCUGAACUGCUUGCGUAUUGUAAAGCGAUUGCGCAGUGAUGAGCAACUGGAGUUUAACGAAACCUUUGUUGCUCGCUUGGACAGCUCUAAGGCAUAUAACAUGCGUCAAAAUGAAGAUGGAAUGCAAAAGGAGAUGGCUGCUGAAGUUAUUGGGACUUUUGGCGAAAAGCUCAUUGAUACUAUUUGCCACGAUGCGAUCAGCGGACAUCACGUUUGCCGCAUAAUGGCUCUGGCUUGCCUGGACAUGAUCUCCGAACUGCAUGCAGUCAGCACACUGAGCGACUUUAUGACGCUGCGUGGAUACCUCAAACACAUCCUAGAUAGUUUGGGCAGAUCAAACGAUGCUUUGUGCGCUAUCCUGCAGCCAGUUCCGUCCGAAAUGCGCGCCCUUUUCGUUUACGAAUCGAUCAUGGCUUUUCUCACAAGAUUGUCGCACACGAACAUUGGUGCAGGCCUGUUGUUGGGCGAGCGCGCUCUUGGCACUCUGUCAAACAUGUCUGUCUUCGACUUGCUGCCAGAUGUGAAGACUAGCGAACUGAAGCGCAAUGACCCUCAGUCGUUCGUACCGAGCGUCGACGAACGCUAUCGCUCCAUUCUAAUGCCUGCACUUGGUCUUUGCGAUGGAAUCGUUAACUCACUCGGUUCGCGUAAUAACUCGGCUGCAUUGCAGGUGGUGAACUUUCUUUUCGCACACAUCGACAUGAUUGAGUCAAUUCUGCGCACAGCUACGCCAUACAUGGACCUGGGUCACCUGCAGCAGCUUUCAGCUAUAACCAAUUUGCUUGCGCGGACCACCACACAUGACGUGGCCACUUUGGAGGACACACUGGAUGUAGAGCAUGACCUGGAGUUGCGUAGCCGGCUUACCCGUCUGCAGCAAUUGAUGAUUGUGGUUUUCGGACGCUUUACAGUCAGCGAGACGACCAUUCGCCACAUGCUGGAGCAACAUGAACUAGUUAACGAAGAGUUCACCGAGGAACAACAAAAUCUCCAUGUCAAAUACUUUCUUGAUAUAACCGCCAAUUUAUCACUCUACUGCCGAAACGCGGUGACGUGCCACGGGAAUGACAACAUGACGUCCAAAUAUCUGCUUACCACCAUGAUCAAUGAUAUCACCCCGCUGACAGGAAAAUCCGAUGGAAAGAAGUUGACGGCCAUCAUGAUAACCAUUCUAAAUCAGCUAAAGGGCGCAAUUGCUUACUAUCUGUCGCAGAACAACAUAGUCGAUAAUCUUAUGCAACAGCGGGCUUCGCUGCUCAACAUAACGAUUGGACCAUGUGACAAGCAGGAGAUUAUCGACAUUAGUCACAGGCACAACGAAAAGCGCGGCGAGCUUAUGCAGGCGGUUUUCAUAGCUGAGCAGAAUCUCUACCUGUUGUGGAUACAUUUGGAUUUUUAUCUUCGUAACACAGUUGUAUAUGCACAGGAGAAUCGCAGCGCCAUCAAUGAAAGCAACUUGGAUGCCAGUAAUAUUUCUGUGCUGAAUGCCUCCCAAGACGAGAUAAUGCAGGUUAAACAAAUGCUCAUUUCCACAUUUAACGAGACUUUCUGCACGCAACUAAUGGCGGCCAGUGAGAGUUAUACGACCAAGUGCAGGGAUUUUAGCUCGUCUCUACUCCGUCGAAUCAAGGCGCUAGUACAGUUUGCGCCCGUCAACUAGGAGCAUGGAAAACAAAUUUGUUUUAUAUAUUUUUUCCAGGAACCUAAGUUACCUCGGUAUUCUUCAAAAUAUUUAUAAUUUACAAGAUUGCUUAAACUAUUAAAUAUAUACAUAUAUAAAUGA